GUGUACAACGCCGUCAACACAACUGAGCUGUUUUCCUCUUAAUUUUUAAUUAUUGUAAUACAAACACGCUCGCAGUUAUACACACUUAGAAAAGGCACAUCUCGUGGAUGGUGUCCAGGAGUUCAUUCAGUUAGUGACAGUUCUUAGUUCAAGGUGGACAUAGAAGAGCGAUGCUCAACGGCAUGCAGGCAUCGCAACUGAUAUUUGUAUUACUCUUUGCAUAUUCCCACACUAUCAAACCACCUGGAUAUGUAGAACCGCAGAAAGACGGAGACCCGAACCCCCCAAAAUACGAAUAUGGGUACGACAUAGUUGGCGAUAAAGGUGGACACCAGGGAAAACAAGAACAACGGGAUGGCAUUUAUGCGUCUGGAAGGUAUUUUGUUGAAAACAAAAAUGCAAAAACAGACGUCCAGUACUUCGCAGAUGACUGGGGUUACCAUCCUGCUGUAGAAUAUAGCAGCGCAGGACCACACAGCAAAUCCAGCACCAGGUUUGCUUUGGGACACGAAGCCGUAGUUCAACUUAGAAAUAAAGAGAAUAACUUGCCCCAACUGCAAGGACUGCCAGACACUGGACCAUUAAACAAAGACGGUGCUAGCAAUAUCCAGAGCCAAACCAUUAGACCAAUAAUUCAACCAAGCCCACAACCACCCCAACAAUUACUUCUACCAUUUCCUAGUCAGCAAACAGUCAUUCAACAGAAUACAAUCAAACAAGAUCCGCAAUUGCCGUACGACCCAUUCAAGCAGCAAUACAUUAUACAAGAACAACCACAACAAGUUAUCCAACAUGAACCUCAACAGCAAGUGUUAAUCCAAGAACAGCAGCAAGAACAGCAACAACAUCAUCAACAAGUUAUUCAACAUCAACAACAAGUUUUGAUCCAAGAACAACAACAAAAAGAGCAACAACAACAACAACAACAUCAUCAACAAGUUAUUCAACAUCAACAACAAGUUUUGAUUCAAGAACAACAACAAAAAGAGCAACAACAGCAACACGAGCAACAACAGCAACAGUAUUACCAACAACAAGUUAUCCAACAUGAGCCUCAACAGCAAGUUUUGAUUCAAGAACAGCAGCAAGAACAGCAACAACAACAUCAACAAAUUAUCCAACAUCAACAACAAGUUUUGAUCCAAGAACAACAACAACAAGAACAACAACGGCAACAUUAUCAGCAACAACAAGUUAUCCAACAUGAACCUCAACAGCAAGUUUUGAUACAAGAACAACCUCAGAUACAACAAUACGUUCAACACGAACCCCAACAGCAGCAGGUUUUAAUACAAGAACAACCUCAACUGCCUGUAGUUCAACAUGAACCUCAACAAGAGCAACAAAUUAUAAUACAGCAUAUACAACAACCAGUAGAAAAAGUUAUUUUUCCUCAACCUACACCAACUCCAAUUGUUUAUCAAAAUCAAGCACCUCAACAGUUAUUGCUGAAACAACAACCAAAUGUUUUAUUACUAGAUCAACAAAAAUUCGAAAAUAGUGCUCAUAUUCACCAGAAUCAAAUAGUUGCGGAAAAAUUAGUACAAACAGAAGAUCAAGCUAAUGCUGUGUCCUACCAACAGUUUGGAUUAAAACUUAAAGGACGUAGACCAAAUAAAUUAAUCCAAAGCACGCAACAUUUAGUAACAGGACAGGACGUUCUUGACAUCAACAGUGCUGUUACUCAGUAUGAAGAAACUAGCAUACCAUCUUCCACUCCUUACCCGACAGUUACAGAGUUCACAGUUACAGAACCUAGUUUUCAAGCUCAACCUAUUGUCGUCGCUGAUGCAGAAGAUAAUAAAAUAGUAUCCUCCACUGAACGUUAUAAUCUUAAAGAAGAACAACUAGUGUCAACGACUGCCAGUACCAUAGAAUCGGUAUCAACUACGUUUGAAUCUACAUCUCCAUUAUCUACAAUCGUAGUUACUCCUAGACCAGUUAGUACAACUUUCUUAGCACCCAUCACAGCCGGAGUGAGGCUGGAAAGCACAGAACAAUACGAAGAUAAAUAUAAAUUAAAUAAACAGAAUGUACAAGUUGAAAUACAGAAAACUGUUCCGUACUAUUUAGGAAAAUAUGAAUAUCCAAUAUCGCAAGAUCAAUAUCUUAACAACCAUAGCCUCGUGGAUCAAAAAAUAAGACAAGAUAUUGAAUUAGGUAAAACACUACUUUAUUUCCCUGGUCAAGUGACAACGCCAAAGCAAUUGACAGAAGUUGAUAAUCACAUUAAUUUACAACAACUUCCAAAUCCUGUAGUGCAAAAUAAUUUCUUGGAAUUGGACCAACAAUUAGCACAGGGUUACCAACAUCAAAUUUAUUAUCAACAAUAUCCUAUAAAAGAAACUAAAGAAGUAACUAGACUUAUACCACAACCAUAUCCAGUGAAAGUCCCAUAUGAGGUUCGAGUUCCAUAUGUUCAACAAGUUUCAGUUCCUGUAACUGUAGAAAAGAUUGUGGAGAAACCGGUGCAUAUUACAAAAGUGGUAGAAAAACCUGUUGCUGUUCCUCAACCUUAUCCUGUGGAAAAAAUUAUAGAUAGACCAGUACAUAUUCCUGUUCAAGUUACUAAAUAUAUAGACAGACCAUACCCAGUUCAAGUUCAGGUGCCUGUACCACAACCAUAUCCCGUUGAAAAAAUAGUUAAACAACCUUACCCUGUUGAAGUAAGGGUACCAGUCCAUAUAGAUAGGAUUGUAGAGAAGAAAGUACCUCAUUAUAUUGAUAGACCAAUAACGGUGGAGAAAAUUGUAGAGAAACAAGUACCGCAGUAUAUUGAUAGGCCGUAUCCAGUUCACGUUAAAGUUCCUUAUCCUGUCGACAGGAUUGUUGAAAAGAAAGUUCCCGUACCUCAUUAUAUAGAAAAACAAGUACCAGUAGAAAAGAUAGUUGAAAAACAGGUGCCUCAGUAUAUUGAUAGACCGUAUCCUGUUCCCCAACCUUAUUAUAUCAGAGUAGAAGUUCCAAGACCUUAUCAUGUACAACUACCAACCAAAUUUAUUCAGAAACAAUACUAUACCUUACCAAUACUUAGGUACCAUAACAUAAAUUAUGGAGGAGUUCCUCUAGCACCAAUAAAACCAUUACAAACGCAAUUACAGUCUAAUAUAGAUUCCCAAGUUCAGUCCAGUUACAAUUCUCAUGUACAAUCCAAUUUACAUUCACAAGUUCAAAGCAGUUACUCAAACAAUAUUAAAAAUGUAGAUCAGGUCCAGUCGGAAGGCUAUUAUUAUCCCAAUCCAUAUUCCUAUGCCCCGCAAAAUAAUUUUUAUUUGCCACCCAAAAAGGAAGUUGUACCGAAUAAUGGAUACUUGCCUCCAGAGAUUAAAAAUUGCGAUGACGCCGUUGCUCAACAGACGAAACAAGACAACUACAUUGGGCUUUUGCCGCCAAAAAUUGGUAACACGUUAACCAAAUUUUUGAGAAAAUAUAGAUCGGCUAGGUCGAAUUUUGACGAUAAGAGUGUAAAGAUGGAAUAUGGGUUUAUGCCUCCCUUAGUACCUUCCUUGGAAAUUGACGAAUACGGGAAUCCGAUUGAUAAAGGAGACAAGUAAAAGCAUAAAACUGUGAGAAAAAUAAACUUGCCAUAUUUGAGUAGAUAUAGUGAAAUUUGGUUACCCUUUACAACGAUACCUCAUGAUUUGAGUGAAUUUUGUUGUAUAUUCGGGAAAUUUCGAUGGUUUGGAAGAUUAGGUUUUAAAUAGAUACAUAUUUAUUAGUAGUGACUGAUGUUCUCAAUAAAUUAUUUCUUUUUUAUCAGUGCAAAUAGAUUUUAUAAAUUAGGUUUAAGUUUUAUUCACUAUUUAUACACUCUUUUCUGUAAUAAUCACUGCUCAACAUCGUUGCAAAUAAGAUUUUUUUUUUUGGUAAAAGUCGUGUCCUUUCUGUGAUCGCUCAUCUGACAGGCUCUGUUUUUUCUGUUAUUAAUAUGUUAUUUCGUAUAUUAUAUACUAACCACUUCUUUUUAUCUUCUCAUAUGUUUUUAUUUGUUGUAUAAAUGAUUUAUAAGUUUAUUUAAAAUAUAGAGAGUACCUACAUG
Psylliodes chrysocephalus is the source of this 4039-nucleotide messenger RNA. Lineage: Eukaryota; Metazoa; Arthropoda; Insecta; Coleoptera; Chrysomelidae. The record is from the annotation of a GenBank genome assembly.